AUGUCCGAAAUCCGUGUCACCCCCCACAAAACGUAUAAAACGAACCCAUAUUCACCUGCAGACCAACAAAAACAACCAGAUCGAACUCUACUACCAGUAAACCCACCUCAAAACCUACCACCUAAUAAUCCACCUCCACCACCUAAUCCACCUCAAGUACAACAACAAGAAGAAAUGGCCCAAGCUACAUACCCAGCAUUCGAUGGCACUAACCCUCGCAAGUGGUUAAAUGAAAUGGACAUCGCUUUCACGGUUAACAAUAUCCAAGCGGAUGCCCACGAGCGAAGAAUUGGAAGUACUAAACUCUGGACCAGCAAAAAUAUGGUACCAUUUCAACAACUUCCACUUCUUCACUCGACAUACAAUGCCAAGAACCACGAGAAGACGCCAUCAAAUACAACACGUAGCACGGCUCGUCAACAGACGCACAGCCGUGACUAG
Molecule: messenger RNA, 441 nt
Organism: Paraglomus brasilianum
Lineage: Eukaryota; Fungi; Glomeromycota; Glomeromycetes; Paraglomerales; Paraglomeraceae
Source: the annotation of a GenBank genome assembly